Terrapene triunguis (Three-toed box turtle) is the source of this 1344-nucleotide messenger RNA. Its product is annotated as interferon-inducible GTPase 5-like. Gene Ontology annotation, cellular component: membrane. Gene Ontology annotation, molecular function: GTPase activity; GTP binding. The coding region runs from base 1 to 1344 and encodes 447 amino acids. The transcript has a single exon. The record is from RefSeq and is a predicted model, not a curated record. Lineage: Eukaryota; Metazoa; Chordata; Testudines; Emydidae.
AUGGCUGCUACAGAAGAGGUAUCAAGGAACAUAUUUCAAGAUCUGGAUGUUAAACUCCCUGGUAUGUCCGAGAAGGAUCUUGAAGAGCUAAAGGCAGCUGUUGAAACAGGGAAUCUUUCAGAAGCAGCUUCCAAAGCACAGGAGGCCCUGGAGCUGUCAAAAAACACUGAGCUCAACAUCGCCAUCACGGGGGAGUCGGGAUCUGGGAAAUCUUCCUUUGUGAACGCCAUGCUGGAGUUAGACGACGAUGACAAAGGAGCAGCAGUGGUUGGCAUCACCGAAACAACAAUGGAGCCAACCGCUUAUCUGCAUCCCACGCUCCCCAAUGUGAAGAUGUGGGACCUGCCUGGGAUUGGGACUCCAAGUUUCCGGCCUGACACCUACCUUCAGCAGGUCAGCUUUGCCCGCUAUGACUUCUUCAUCAUAGUCACUUCAAAGCGCUUCAGAUCCUGUAAUGCAGACCUAGCCCAGGAGAUCCAGAAGAUGGGGAAGAAGUUCUACUUUGUGCGCUCCAAAGUAGACGAGGACUUGAGAAACGAAAGUAGAAAAAGAAACUACAAUCAGGAGACCACCUUGCAGACAAUCCGAGACGACUGUGUGGAGAAGCUGAGGAGAGAUGGGGUAAAUUCCCCGCAGGUUUUCCUCAUUUCCAGGUGGGAAUUCAACCAAUACGAUUCUCCCCAACUGCAGGAAACUCUGGCCAGUGAAUUGGACUCUCACAAGAGACACAUUUUCCUCUUGGCGCUUCCCAACAUCUCAGGGCCAAUCCUGGAUAAGAAAAAAGAAGCCCUGAAGAGCCAGAUCUGGAAACGAGCCCUGAAGUCGUGCGCCAUCGCGGCUGUUCCCAUCCCCCACCUCUCCGUCUCAUGUGACGUUGACAUCCUGGUGGAAUCUAUGACCGAGUACUGCAAAGUCUUCGGUUUGGAUGAAGAAUCCCUCAUUAAACUCUCCACACAGGUCAGGAAACCCGUGUCUCAGUUGAAGGAUGUGAUCAAGACCCCGUUGGCCAAGGAAAUAUCAAGGGAAGCUGCUUUGGAGCUGUUGGGUAAAGUUUCAGAUAGUGUAAGAAGGUCAUUCACCUUCGGGCUUUUAGAAUCAUUUAAACCUAAAUCAUCUAAGCCUACUCGUCUUGCCUGGGAGCAAGGGGACAAGGAGAAGGGUAAUGCCAUGAUAAAUAUUAAAAAGUACAUAAGCCUCCUACCAGUCUCUGGAACCCUUGUAGCCACACAGAUCUCAUUCCUAGCUACAUACAACGCCCUGCAUUCCUUUCUGGAAGGCGUUGCUGAGGAUGCUCACCGGGUGCUCACUGAGGCUCUGGCGGUGGCAGAGAAAAAGUCCGUUUAG